AAUAAAUAAUCUUCGUUUCUAGAAAUUCGUGAAACAGAUUGUAUUACAUUUGGAAAGGGGGUAAACUCGAAGGAGGCAGGAAACAUGCAUUCGCGGGGUAGGAAGAUGCAACUGGUACCGUGUUUCGGUGGCGUAGAGAUCGUGCUGUGUUUGUGGAUCACGAGUGCUGUUUUAACACUGGUCGCGUCCCAGCAAAAGUUCUACAUCCAGGGCCGGUAUGGAAAACGGCAAGAGCCGCGUACAGAUUCGUUCUACGUGUCGGGAGGGAGGUACGGACGCAGCGAGAACGGGAUGGAGAAGGCGAGCAAAUCGCAAUUGGCAAAGUUGGUGGAGGUGGAGGUGCCGAGGAUAGAUCGAUUCGUUUGGGGUGGCCGAUACGGGAAACGAUCGCCCCCCGAUUAUCAUAGGCCUAUCUCGUCCGUCAAUCGUUUCAGCGCUGUCCUCGACUUCAUGGAUCGGGUCGACCUCGAUCGAGAGAACGAUCUCAGUAAUCGAAACGAGCUCGAUUUUCUCCCUUAAUAAAAUCAACCACGUAUACCACGACACCUUGGGAGGACUCGUUGGCUCUUUUUCGUGCAAACGAAAAAAAGAAAAAGAAAAAAGAAAAAAACUCGAGGGAAGAAAGGAGAUGCACGAGGAACGAGUGGGUUUCAAUUUUUUAAACAAGUCCUCCGCAUAAUCACCAUUGUUUUUAUCCGACUUAAACAGAGUGUAAAGUAUCGCGAAAAUCGGUGAAACGAGCAAAGAAACAAAAUAUAAGCUUCAGUUUAAGCAUCGUA
Messenger RNA from Apis dorsata (giant honeybee), 779 nucleotides. RefSeq lists its product as uncharacterized. Lineage: Eukaryota; Metazoa; Arthropoda; Insecta; Hymenoptera; Apidae. The record is from RefSeq and is a predicted model, not a curated record. The coding region runs from base 85 to 519 and encodes 144 amino acids. The transcript is spliced from 4 exons.